UUAGCGUUGUUGGACCACCCGUUCACGGAUAACAAGUACACCAGCGCAUUAAUUAGCGGCAUGGCCGUUUUAGGCAUUAGCCAGCGAUGCGGUUGGGAAAGCGCGUUGAUAUACACGCCCAAGAUUGCAGCUAUUAUUAAUAUAUCCCGUAUAUUAGUUUUAUAUCAGGCCAUAAAGAUGCGUAAAGAGCGCGCGGCGGAUAUACAACAGAAGGAGCAUUUUAGCCAGAAAGACGCCGAGGAAAUAGUGCCGGCGCAUUUUAAAUUUGUGCAAGAGAUAGCAGACCGGUUUAUAACGUUAGUUUAA
Messenger RNA from Mytilinidion resinicola, 306 nucleotides. RefSeq lists its product as uncharacterized. The transcript has a single exon. The record is from RefSeq and is a predicted model, not a curated record. The annotation marks the transcript as partial. Lineage: Eukaryota; Fungi; Ascomycota; Dothideomycetes; Mytilinidiales; Mytilinidiaceae.